AUGUACCUCAACCUCCUCUUCGGAGCAGGUCUCGUCGGCGUCUCUGGCAUCGCUGCUGGCCUUACUCUUGGCAUUCUUACUCUGGACUUGACCCGGUUACGAAUUAUUGUGGAGAGUGGGAAGCGCCCGGAUGCGAGUAGUGUGGAGAAGGUGCAGGGCCGUCGAGCGGCGAGACUGGUGAAUAUUCGGGCGAGUGGAAACCAGUUAUUGAUAACAUUAUUGUUGGUAAAUGUGGCAACGAAUGCGGCUUUUUCGAUCUUGAUGGGCGAGACCACGAGCAACGUCAGUGGCUUCUUAUUGUCAACGGGAAUCAUUACCAUUGUGGGCGAGCUCAUACCUCAAGCCAUCUGUAGCCGUUAUGGGCUGGAGGUAUGCAGUCAAUUUGUGUGCUUGAUUUACGCCUGGCAGUUUCUGCUCUACCCUUUUGUCAAGCCACUGAGCGCCGGACUGGACUGGGUCCUGGGCAAGGAGCUGGGGGCUCUGUACUCUCGUGACCAGCUCAGCCGACUCAUCAUGCAGCACAAGUGCAUUCUGAGCAACCAAGAAAUCAAGAUGCUCCAGGGCGGCUUAAGCCUUCAAGGCCGUCAAGUCAAAGAUGUAAUGAGGCAAGCCAACGACGUCUUUUUCGUCUACGACCACGACCGAGUUUCGGCCGUUCUACCCGCCAUUAUUGAGUCGGGCUACAGCAGGAUACCCGUGUUGUGCAAAGCAAACAACAAUGCUUGCGCCAUUUUAUUCGUCAAAGAUCUACUCCUAUUCGACGGGAUAGACACCCACGUCACCGUUACGCAACUCCUACACCUCCUCUACGGCGGUACCUUCGUGGAUCAUGUCUCAGAGACCAUGCCCCUCUUGGACUUAUUCAACUUCUUUAAACUUGGCACCUCGCACAUGUGCAUCGUACGCGCGGAUACCAACCCCCCCGGUCCUCUACUCAAUGACCCUGGAUCCAACGGCCCUGGAUCCAAAGGCCUUGGGUCCAAGGACCCUCAGCCUAACGCCGCAACCGGCCCUGAGGCUAGCUGCUGCGACCAUAGCACCACCAAGCGCCGCCAAACGGACCCACAAAAUUCUGACAAUGAAGUGGCGGUGCAGACCACUCAGGAGGGGGUUGUGAGCGACACCGACAAGCUGCUUCAAGUCGGUACUCUGGCGGAGUACCCUCUUCACAGUCCAGAGGAAUCGGAGUUGUGUGAGGUAUCCGUGCAACCACGAACCUGGAACCUUGCGGCAGGGAUUGACCGCGGGGCUGAAUACAGUGCCGACCCCAGACCCGGUGGCUCUACCUGGCCGCUUGAACCGAGUUUCGAAAUGCUGCCGGAACAUGUUUCCGAAACGGUUUGCGUCAGAGUCAAGGGUUCGGAAAACGAUUUUUCGAAGCUCGCUUCUUCCACCAAGAAUCAGACUUGUCCCGUUAAGUAUACUAGCGACCGAAAGAACAGACUACUACCCUCAAUCGGCUACCCCCACUCGAGCGACCAACCAUUGGUCGAUCAGCCAUUGGCCGAUCAGCCGUUGACUGAUCAGUCAUUGACUGACAAACCGUUUGGUUCCCUAGAAGUGGACAGUAUGGGAGAACCAUUACCUUCUUGCCCACCGUCUGCUUCAGGGUUCGGUCGGUGUUGCGUGGAAGCUCGGGAUGUGGGAAUCGUUACUUUGGAAGAUGUGGUGGAAUGUAUUCUUCAGCAGAGCAUAAUUGACGAGUUCGACACGCAGUCGCUGUGGCGAAGUAUCACCGGAUUUUCAUCUGCUGGUGGGGGCAUCCAGGACAGUAGAAAGGAGGUGCAGCCGACACGCUGUCGUCGGCAAGCCUUGAGUCGCGUGCUGCUGGAGUCGAAGACAGGCUUUGUGGAACGCGGGGGUAAAUCGCUUCUGAAGCACAGUUCAAGACAAGACGAUUUCCGAAUCUUCUGGCCCUACCUAUAUCUCGCUAUUCCCUCGGUGAGGCCGUACUCUUACGAAGAGAUAAAGGGAGGAAUCUUGACGAAGGAUUUUAUCGUCAACCGCGAGAUUAAAAUCGAACUAAAUCAAUAUCUACUCGUUAUUAAAGUACCAAGCAGACGACCACACCGACAAGCCAGAUACACUCCCCCUGUAGAUAAGCACAUUCCCCCUGCACGAAUACUUCUGCACGAAUACUCGUUAUUUAGGGCAAAGUGA
Molecule: messenger RNA, 2160 nt
Organism: Gregarina niphandrodes
Lineage: Eukaryota; Apicomplexa; Conoidasida; Eugregarinorida; Gregarinidae
Product: putative transmembrane protein
Exons: 2
Coding region: 1-2160 (719 amino acids)
Biological process (GO): magnesium ion homeostasis
Source: RefSeq, a predicted model, not a curated record